Molecule: messenger RNA, 3049 nt
Organism: Gryllus bimaculatus (two-spotted cricket)
Lineage: Eukaryota; Metazoa; Arthropoda; Insecta; Orthoptera; Gryllidae
Source: the annotation of a GenBank genome assembly
GGGAGUGAGCGGUCAUCGCCUUUGAGUAGUUGGUAAUAGUUUGACCUUGAGUGGAGUGGGAAUUGGUGAGAAUAGGUUGGUGGUGUUGGUGGUUGUUUAUAUGCGGUCCGAUGCGUGUGUGAAUCUUGUUCAUUCUGCCAAUUUAUAGUGAUCUGAUACUGAUUAGGGAACGUGGAAUUUAUGGUAAUGUGUACUUAAGAUUUCAAAGGCUCUGGAAAAAUGAGUUUCUCAAGUGACGAAGUGAACUUUUUGGUUUAUCGCUACCUUCAAGAAUCGGGUUUCCAGCAUUCAGCAUAUACAUUUGGUAUUGAGUCACAUAUAUCACAGUCUAAUAUUAAUGGAGCGUUAGUACCCCCAGCCGCCUUGUUAAGCAUACUGCAGAAAGGUCUACAGUACACAGAAGCUGAAAUAAGCAUAGGAGAGGAUGGAACAGAACAACGCUUGGUGGAAAGUUUAUCCCUUAUUGAUGCUGUCAUGCCUGAUGUGGUGGCCAGUCGACAACAGCAGCAACAAAACCAACAAAAGCAACAAAUUGUUAAAACAGAGAUACAAGAUAUUAAUGGAGAUGAAGCUGCUGUGCAGUCAACGGUACCUGAAAAUAUGGAAGUAGAUGGCAGCAUUGAAAUUCCUCCUAGUAAGGCUACAGUACUGCGGGGACAUGAAUCAGAGGUAUUCAUUUGUGCGUGGAAUCCCACAACAGAUCUGCUAGCUUCAGGUUCCGGGGACAGUACCGCUCGUAUUUGGGAUAUGAGUGAUAAUUCUGCUUCUCCAAAUCAACUUGUACUUAGACAUUGCAUCCAGAAGGGAGGCACAGAGGUACCAAGCAACAAAGAUGUGACUUCUCUGGAUUGGAAUUGCGAUGGCACCCUUUUAGCUACUGGCUCUUAUGAUGGCUAUGCACGUAUUUGGACAACUGAUGGCCGACUUGCAAGUACUCUCGGUCAACACAAAGGACCCAUCUUCGCUCUUAAAUGGAACAAACGAGGCAAUUACAUUCUGAGUGCAGGUGUUGAUAAGACUACAAUAAUAUGGGAUGCUGCCUCUGGCCAGUGCACUCAACAGUUCUCGUUCCAUUCAGCACCUGCCCUGGAUGUGGAUUGGCAGACCAAUCAAAGUUUUGCCUCGUGUAGCACAGACCAGUGCAUUCACGUUUGCAAACUGAGUGUUGAUAAACCUAUUAAGUCAUUCCAGGGUCAUACUAAUGAAGUGAAUGCCAUCAAAUGGGAUCCUCAAGGUAACCUGCUAGCAUCGUGUUCUGAUGACAUGACUUUGAAAAUCUGGUCAAUGAAGCAGGAUACUUGUGUGCAUGACCUCCAAGCUCACAGUAAAGAAAUUUAUACUAUCAAAUGGAGUCCAACGGGACCUGGUACUCAUAAUCCAAAUAUGAAUCUUAUCUUGGCCAGUGCUUCAUUCGACUCCACUGUUAGAUUAUGGGAUGUCGAGCGUGGUGCGUGUAUCCAUACUCUGACUAAACAUACAGAACCUGUUUAUAGUGUUGCCUUUUCUCCUGAUGGAAAGUACCUUGCGUCUGGAAGUUUUGACAAAUGCGUGCAUAUCUGGUCCACUCAAAGUGGACAAUUGGUGCAUAGCUACAAGGGUACCGGGGGCAUUUUUGAAGUAUGUUGGAAUUCGAGAGGUGACAAAGUUGGUGCUAGUGCCUCUGAUGGCAGCGUGUUUGUUCUUGACUUACGUAAGCUGUAGCUCCUGUCUCCCAGCCAUGGUGAUCUCAAAAAGUGUUGUGCUGGGCCUUGAUUCCUUAAGUAUUGUACAAUUGUCUUCUGUACAUGGACUGACUUGUUUAGUUUGUAAGGUUAGAGAACUGAGAGUUUUAAUUUCUAUAACAAUAAUCAGAGCCUAUUAUUACUAAUACAAGUUGUUUUCUUAAAAUAUUUUGUUCUAUUCUUACUCCCUACAUCUCCUUUAUCAGAAUUCUUAAUUUUUUUAAUUAGUUAUUCAGUGGAGUAGAUUAGAAUAUUGUGGGACAGUGUAAGGUGUGGAAGUGGUGAGUGGUAUAUGAAUUCAAAAAAAAAAUGAAAAAUGGUGGUUUUGUUAAUGUCACUGUAUGAAUAUAGAAGUGUUGUCCCAGCCUCUUCUUCAGCUAUUAGGAUUGUGUUUCGUGUAGCAUUGAAGAAUUUGUAAGGGAGUUUAUUCAAACAAGUCAUUGCUGUAUAAAGUGAAUUGGUGGUGGUGGCAGAAGUGGUGGUGGAUAUCUGAUACAGAAAUUUACUCCAAGUUACCGUUUCUGAGUAAAAACAUGAGGGAAAAUAAUCAGUGCAGUGCAUUCAUCUGGGGAGUGAGCUGCACAUGGCGAGUAUCAACAUCUGUUUCUGUGCAUAUCACGUUGGAGCAUAAGUGUUUGCUUCUAUGUACGACAAGACCAACUUCAAUAGAUGGAGUGCUUGAGUGCAUGGGACACCAUAUGGAGAGAUAGUGACAGUAUCAGGCUUCUGUAAUCCACUGAGUGGAAAGUGAACUCAUAACAGGUAAGAAAUUAACGUCAAAUUUUUGCAGAGGUUCUCAAGGAAGAUUUUUUUUAUAUUUUAAAAAUUAGAGGGAAAUUUUGAUUUGUGUGAGAUGUGUUAAUUGAGUUUUUUGUUUAUUGUGAGUUAAUGAAUGUCCAAUGUAUAAAAGCAUAUUGUAAAUGAGAUAAGGAUGGGAAAUAUCCUAAAAUAUUAAAAAAAAAUAUCCCUUUAUCAUCAAAGACAUACUAAUUGCAGCUCUAAGCAUUGCAAAGCAAAACAUUUCUCACUUAUAAAUGUCUAUUUCAUAAGCUUAUGAUUGAGUGUGGGCAAGAUGGAUAUGUAUUUAACUUUUAUGCAGUUAAUUUGUUAUAGCCACGGCAUACAAUCAUUUUUGCUUAAAUUGACUACUUACAAACUGUGGUAUAUUCAGCAAAUUUAACAAUGGUUUUUUAUUAUGUUACACACUUCAAUUGUUCAAUCAUGUGAAAGAGAUAUUGUCAAUGGUUCUAAAGAAUAUGUGAUGAACUAGUCCAAACUUUUUUUUUUGUUUUGUUUUUUUGUUUUUCAAGCUAUUUUGAAAAUUGUUA